Solea senegalensis (Senegalese sole) is the source of this 6770-nucleotide messenger RNA. It is a transcript of the gene atp2a3, whose product is annotated as ATPase sarcoplasmic/endoplasmic reticulum Ca2+ transporting 3. Gene Ontology annotation, molecular function: P-type calcium transporter activity; ATP binding; ATP hydrolysis activity. NCBI's taxonomy places the organism in Eukaryota, Metazoa, Chordata, Actinopteri, Pleuronectiformes, Soleidae. Bases 262 to 3276 code for a protein of 1004 amino acids. Gene Ontology annotation, biological process: intracellular calcium ion homeostasis; calcium ion transmembrane transport. The transcript has 21 exons. The record is from RefSeq and is a predicted model, not a curated record. Gene Ontology annotation, cellular component: membrane.
GAGCACACCUUCAGAUGGAGAUGAAGUAGCAGCGACAGUCGACCGACAGAGAAACAGCAGUGUCUGUACCGCGGAUCUGACUGGAGGUUUGCUUCGGGGGGAUACAGAGACAGGUGACAGAGCAAACCGAGCAGCGAGCCUCAUCCGCCGACUGACUUCCCCCCCUCCCUGCCUGCUACACCUCCCGCAGAUCCCCCACAAUACAUGCAUUUCGAUACUACAUGCCUUUGAAUCUGAUCGGCUAAAGCCCGGUGCAUCAAGAUGGAAAAUUCGCACACUAAAUCGGCGACUGAAGUUUUGGCCAACUUCGGUGUGAACGAGAACACUGGGCUGACUCUGGAGCAGGUCAAAGUCAGUUUGGAGAAAUAUGGACCGAACGAGCUCCCAGCUGAAGAAGGCAAGUCCUUGUGGGAGUUGGUGGUGGAGCAAUUUGAAGACCUCCUGGUCAGGAUCCUGCUGCUGGCUGCCUGCGUCUCCUUUGUGUUGGCUCUGUUUGAAGAAGGAGAGGAGACAACCACCGCCUUUGUCGAGCCCGUCGUUAUUCUUCUUAUCCUCAUUGCCAACGCUGUUAUUGGGGUCUGGCAGGAGCGCAACGCCGAGAGCGCCAUCGAGGCCCUGAAAGAAUAUGAACCAGAGAUGGGGAAAGUCUACCGCAUGAACCGCAAGACCGUGCAGAGGAUCAAAGCCAGAGACAUCGUCCCGGGAGACAUAGUGGAGGUGGCAGUUGGUGACAAGGUGCCCGCUGACAUCAGAGUGACCUCUAUAAAGUCCACCACCCUGCGAGUGGAUCAGUCCAUUCUCACAGGGGAGUCAGUGUCUGUUAUCAAACACACUGACCCUGUUCCUGACCCCAGAGCUGUCAACCAGGACAAAAAGAACAUGCUGUUUUCCGGCACCAACAUUGCUUCAGGUCGUGCCAUAGGCGUUGUCAUCGCUACCGGUGUCAACACCGAGAUCGGCAAGAUCCGAAACCAGAUGGCGGCCACAGAGCAAGAGAAGACGCCACUGCAGCAGAAGCUGGACGAGUUUGGACAGCAGCUCUCCAAGGUCAUCUCGCUGGUGUGUGUCGCGGUGUGGGUCAUCAACAUCGGCCACUUUGGAGACCCCGUCCACGGCGGCUCCUGGGUCAGAGGGGCUAUUUACUACUUUAAGAUUGCCGUGGCUCUGGCUGUGGCCGCCAUCCCCGAGGGCCUGCCCGCUGUCAUCACCACCUGCCUGGCUCUCGGCACACGUCGCAUGGCCAAGAAGAACGCCAUUGUUCGCAGCCUGCCCUCCGUGGAGACCCUCGGCUGCACCUCAGUCAUCUGCUCUGAUAAGACGGGCACUCUCACCACCAACCAGAUGUCUGUGUGCAGAAUGUUCGUCAUAGACAAGGUCCAAGAUUCAAACUGCACACUUCACGAGUUCUCCAUAACUGGAUCAACGUAUGCCCCCGAGGGACAAAUCCUGAAAGGAGACAGGCCCGUCCAAUGUGGAGACUAUGACGGUCUUUUGGAGUUGGCCACUGUGUGCUCCAUGUGCAAUGACUCCUCAUUGGACUACAAUGAGGCCAAAGGUGUUUACGAGAAGGUGGGCGAGGCCACAGAGACCGCUCUCACCACCUUGGUGGAGAAGAUGAACGUCUUCAAGAGUGACCUGUCCGGUCUCAGCAAAGUGGAGCGCGCCGGGGCCUGCAACUCGGUGAUCAGACAAUUGAUGAAGAAGGAGUUCACGCUGGAGUUUUCUCGAGACCGCAAGUCAAUGUCCGUCUACUGCACGCCAGUCAAGCCGGGCUCCCAGAGCAAGAUGUUCAUCAAGGGAGCUCCAGAGAGUGUCAUCGAGAGGUGUAUGUACCUGCGGGUGGGAAAUGGAAAGGUGGCGCUUACUACAGCCCUGCGUGAGCAGCUGUUGUCAAAGAUCAGGGAAUGGGGAACGGGCAGAGACACUCUGCGCUGCCUGGCUCUGGCGACUCAUGACACACCGCCACGCAAGGCCGACAUGGAUUUGGAGAAUUCCAGCAAGUUUAUGGAAUAUGAGUUGGGCCUCACCUUCGUCGGCUGCGUGGGAAUGCUCGACCCACCCAGGAAGGAGGUGAUCGGCUCCAUCAAACUGUGCAACGAGGCAGGUAUUCGCGUGAUCAUGAUCACAGGAGACAACAAGGGCACAGCCGUGGCCAUCUGCAGGCGAAUCGGUAUCUUCGGAGAGGAGGAGGAGGUGACGGGAAAGGCCUACACGGGCCGCGAGUUUGACGACCUCCCGGCGGACGAGCAGAGGGACGCCGUCAAGCGGGCCCGCUGCUUUGCCCGCGUCGAGCCGGCUCACAAGUCUAAGAUCGUCGGGUACCUGCAGUCAUUCGACGAGAUUACUGCGAUGACAGGAGACGGUGUAAAUGAUGCUCCAGCCCUGAAGAAAGCAGAGAUUGGUAUUGCUAUGGGCUCCGGGACUGCUGUAGCCAAGUCGGCCUCUGAGAUGGUUCUGUCUGAUGAUAACUUCUCCACCAUCGUGGCCGCAGUGGAGGAGGGCAGAGCCAUCUACAACAACAUGAAGCAGUUCAUCCGAUACCUCAUCUCCUCUAACGUGGGGGAAGUCGUCUGCAUCUUCCUUACAGCCAUACUUGGUCUGCCUGAGGCUUUGAUUCCAGUGCAGCUGCUAUGGGUUAACCUGGUGACUGAUGGUCUGCCUGCUACUGCCCUGGGAUUUAACCCCCCAGACCUGGACAUCAUGGACAAACCUCCCCGCAACCCAAAGGAGCCUCUCAUCUCUGGCUGGCUCUUCUUCAGAUAUGUGGCUAUUGGAGGAUAUGUGGGUCUUGGAACAGUAAGUGCUGCCACAUGGUGGUACCUGUUUGACGAGGAAGGCCCACAAGUGUCUUUCUAUCAGCUGAGUCAUUUCAUGCAGUGUACUGAGGACAAUCCCCUGUUCAAAGACCUGGACUGUGAGGUGUUUGAAUCCCGCUAUCCCACAACCAUGGCUCUGUCCGUGCUGGUCACUAUUGAGAUGUUCAAUGCGCUCAACAGUUUGUCGGAGAACCAGUCCCUGCUCAGGAUGCCUCCCUGGGUCAAUAUCUGGCUGCUGGGAGCCAUCAUCCUCUCCCUCUCCCUCCACUUCUUAAUCCUCUAUGUUGAGCCUCUGCCGCUGAUUUUCCAGGUGACCCCUCUGCACUGGUCUCAGUGGAUUGUGGUCUUGAAGAUUUCCAUCCCAGUCAUCCUCCUGGAUGAGGCUCUGAAAUAUAUCUCCAGGAAUCAUCUGGAAGUUGAUGAUGAGAGCAAAUAUCGGAGGAGAUGGCUACAGAACUAAGACCUCUCGCUCUACACACGCACACAGUUAGACACACAUCUACCCUCUCCCCUUUUCUUUUUUGUUGAGCUAAGAGCCUUCCCUCUCUCCCCCUGUCCUCAUUCCCCCACUCCUGCAUGUCCAACAAACCACCACUAGAAAUGAGCAGGGUUUGCAUGACAAUGAGUGUGUGUCUCUGCGCGCAUGGCUUGGUACAAGUGUGUGAGUAGAUGAACACGGUGUGUGUGUGUGCGUGUGUGUGUGCCUGAGAAGGGGCCAAUGCAGGAAUGUCUUUAAAGAGAGCAAGACACAAGUGCAAAAAAAGAGAUAAAUAUGGCUCUGCUUUUUAAAGAUUUCUGCUUUUUUUUUUUUUUUUUCUUUCUUUCCUUGUUUUUUUUUGACUGUACAGUACAAAUAUAGUGGUGCAGUAACUGGACUGUGGGGAGGAAAGGAGACAGAGGACAGGGCAAUGUGGUAUGAUAAUAUUGUGUGGGAGGGAAGAGGGUUUGAAAUCCACACUGAGACUGAAAGAGAGGUUUGAGAGGGGACAGGUUGUACACAUUGGCAAAUGAAGAGCAUCAGCGAGAAUGUGGGAAGUGGAAAAGAAGCGGCUCUCGAGGCGGUGGGAAUGUGUGCGAGACCGGCGUGGAGAGCCUCUGUACCUGUGUGUGUGUGUGUGUGUGUGUGUGUGUGUCCGUCCACAAGAGCAUUAUCUCGAAGUAUACUGACCGGACUUCUUCCACACUCACACACACACUCUGCUGCUGCUGGAUUCCAGUCAGCUCUGCAGGAGCAUGGCACGUCAUCAGCACAACUUAGUUGUUCCUCUGGCCGUUUUUUCUUUCUUCCACUGCUGCUCCUUUGUCGCCACUUUCACCACAUAAAAAAGUCCUGUUGAUUGUAUUUUAUGCGGCGUUACUCUUCCUGGUUUUUUUUUUGGCUCUUUCUCUCCAUCUCUCUUUCUUUGCUCUCUGUUGUGGAGGCAGCUGUGCCCCCCGUCCCGGUAGGUUGUAGUGUUUUUCUGCCCUCUUGAUUUGGGGGUGUGGAGAUGUCGCUCCCCCACAUAAAGGUGUGAAUAGCUUUAUGCUGCUUGGCCGCUUCUUUUAGGCUCUUAAUUUUGGAGGAGCUGAGGUCCGCGCACAGACUUCCCAAAAAACAAAAACACAGAAAAACUGCAAACAAACCAGCAUAUUACAGCAUAGUGUAGUCGUCAGCCAGUUCUGUUUAACCUCACUUUAAUGUCCAUCUGCUGUGCUCUCAUUUUUUAGUUUAAUUAAAGGCUGAUUUCUAUUCUGUGCCGACGAAAAAACAGCUCAUCCUUAAUUUCAAACCCGUCAUUCGAACCUUGCACCAGUACUGACACCUGCACGCUUCGUCCACGCAGAACUGAAUCCCAUGGUAGAUGUAGUAGAAUUAAUGAAUGAAAAAGUCGCACUUACUCAUGAACCGUUUAUACACUCGUCCAUGCCUUAUACAGCCCACUGUACCGCCACAUCUAAUGUGUGUGGUCCAAAUGAAUGUGUUUUAAGCUGUAGCCUUUAAUGACAUUAUUUACCCACUGCCACCACCACUCUCGCUCCUGCACACAUGCCCAGACAGCGAUCACAGUCUCCGAAUGUCCGGCCCGAGGCCAAAAGGCUUGUUUGAUAAAGUUGUGCUUCUGUUGUGCGCUGCUCCCUCAGCUCCUCCUGCUCUUUCAGUGCUUCAGCGCGACUCGACGUGGGUAUUGUUUCGUAAUAAAUAAAUAAUAAUGUAUUUGACUGAAUGAACCCGCAGGGGUGUGGAUUGUGUCUUUAAGUCUUAAUUAGGGGUUUUGUGCUGGGCCCUGGUGCUCUGUGGACUGGGUCAGAGGGGGCUUUGGUCUCUCGUCACCUCCAUACAGGAGAGGAGUUUUAAAAAAGAAAUUCACAAAGGUGCUGCAUCAGGACAUUGUGUCGUCUGCAACUAUUUUGAUCACAAAUGCAAACAUAGGCAACCAUUUCAAUAAACAAUGGAUGAUUUUUCAAACAUUAACCUUGAUGAUAUAAAUGAUAAUGACAUUGUUACAAGAUAUAAAACCAUUGGCAUUUAUCAAUAUUUUCCAAUGAUUUAUGAUCCGAGGGAUGGGGUGAGAUCAUAGAAUCGGAUUAAAAUGAUCAUUUGUGGCAGCCUUGCUCUCCUGCAGCUGUUGCCUCCUGUAAAUCUGUGAAUUUACUGUCAAUCAAAUCAAACUAUGAGUUAUUACAACACAGCUACAGAGCAACAUAAGUCGUGGUGUAGAACCGGAAGACAAAUCCAUUCUACAAACCUUCACCGGUAAAUAAAUAUAUGCUGUUACUGCACCGAAUGUUGGGCCAUCAUUGCACUUUGGUGCUUGGCGAUGUGUUUCCCUCUUACAUCAGGGGGAGCACUAGCCAAACCUAAAUGGCAUGACAUCAUUUCCAGAUAUUUCCUGUACCACAUUCAAUAACAGCACCAGAAACCAGUAGUCUAAUUCAGGCAGACUUUGAACGUCAAAAAAUGACCCCAAAAUAAUGCCUGCAGUGUGGAAUAUUCCUUUAAUUCCAUCCUGGAACCUGGCUUGUAAUUAUAUGGACAUAAACAGCCUACUUGCUCAGUGAUUUCUCAGUGAGUUCUAUAUUCAGAUUUAGUUUCCACCUCCGUGACAGUCAGUCAGGCACCUCUGCCCCGGCCAGCAGACCACCUGUCCCCCUCCAUGGCUCUGUAACAUUCAGGCACUCUAGGUCUGUAUAGCCUUGGUAUUUACUACUGAAUCCUCAACUCUGUACAGAAGAGGAGAAUAUGACCGCAUGGAACCCUGUUACUGUAAUAAUAGCCUAUACAGUAUGUAAUAUUUAAUUUUUGAUAAAUUACAUCCAUGAAAUCAACCUGCCAACAACAGUCAGACUUCCGAAAACCUUUUCCCUUCUUCUUCUUCUUCUUUUGAGCACUUUCUCUAUUUGUUUUUGUUUUUUUGUAGAAUACUAAGGUUGUUUCUUCGUUGUUUCCAUUUGGUUUUUACACUUACUGGGGUUUUGUGUCUUUUACUGUAGGGAUAAAGAAUAUGACGUUAUCAUGAUAAAGAUAGAUAAGAAUCAUGCUUACGCUAAUCACUGAGGUCGAUGGGCGCUGAUCAUUUCAGUGUGAGGAUGUUCGAGGGUUUUGUGUUUGAGCUGUGUCUGGUUUACACUGAGCGAUAAGCAGUGAUGAAUCCUGGCUUAUGAAGUUCUCUGACUGUACUUUGAAGGGCUUGGUGUGGAUGCAGGCUCUGGAGACCACAGUCGGCUACAAACUCUACAAAGCGGUAACCUCCCUCACCGACGGUGAAGGAUUGAUCAGCUUUAUAUCAGUAACAUUUGACCAGUAGUUCCCCUUUUGUCUUUGUCUGUGUAGACAAGUAAACAGUCUCUAGAGCCUGAGUUCCACCUCUGAGAAAUUAAAAUGAUUCUCUGUAUUUGCCUUGUUAAUAUUAAUUGUGGACACAUAAUUUUAUAAAUGACAGAUGUGGAAAUAAAGAUUAUUUAUCUUGUUAUUUA